GCUGCUGUGUUUUUGCGACAGUCGUAUUCCGGAGCGCAGUAAACACGAUGGCGUCCAGCAGCGGGUCCAAAGGAAACGAGUUCAGGAGAAAAUGGGACAAAGACGAGUACGAGAACCUGGCCCAGAAGCGGCUGAACGAAGAGCGGGAGCGAGAGAGGAACCGAGAUGCCAAAGCUCUGGCUCCUCCGGUCAAACGAGACCUCCUCAAACACAGAGACUACAAAGUGGAUCUGGAGUCCAAACUCGGCAAAACCAUCGUCAUCACCAAAACCACGCCACAGGCCGAGAUGGGCGGAUAUUACUGUAAUGUUUGCGACUGUGUGGUGAAGGACUCCAUAAACUUUCUGGAUCACAUCAAUGGAAAGAAACACCAGAGGAACCUGGGCAUGUCGAUGCGCGUGGAGCGAUCGUCUCUGGAUCAGGUGAAGAAACGAUUCGAGGCCAAUAAAAAGAAAAUGGAGGAAAAGCAGAAAGAGUACGACUUUGAGGAGCGAAUGAAGGAGCUGCGAGAAGAGGAGGAAAAGGCGAAAGCGUACAAGAAGGAGAAACUGAAGGAACGAAAGCGCCGCGCGGAGGAGGAGCUCGACUUGGAGGAGGAUGACGAGAUGGCCGCCGUCAUGGGCUUCUCCGGGUUCGGCUCCUCCAAGAAGAGCCACUGAUGCCCCGGGUGCCCUCCCACAGCAAAGAGCCAGAUGCCCACAGCCUGGACGGAAGGGCCACAACUGCAACAUGGACUAAAGAGCCAGAUGCCCUCCCAGCCCCUCUGUGUGUCAGAUGUCUCCCCUCUGCUCAUUUCCCUCCUUUGGUUUCUGGUUUCUUGACAUCUGGAGUCUGGUCUUGGAUUCUAGACUUGGAUUUUGGUCCCAAACUUGGACUGUGUCUCAGAUGCCCUCCCAUCCUCCUCACAGAUGGACAUGUCUUUUUUGUUCAGCCACUGUGAAAGAAAUUAUGGGGAAUUUUUUUUUGUUUUGUAAAUGAAAAGAGGUUAAAUCUGUUAUCCCUGCAGUUUAGACCUCUACAAACAUGUUCUUAGAUUAGUUAAACGUUCAGAUUUCUGUCUUUAAAGGUGCACUGCGAAACCUUUUUCUGUUUAGACUGUUUGUGAUAAAUUUUGCAGCAUCAUGUGACAUUUCUUCACAGGAAGUCAAAACUUAAAAAUAUCUUGGCUCUGAAAAGCACCGAAUCAUUCACAAACUUCCCCAGUGCUCAAACCACAUCGCAUUUUACUCUCUCCAAGAGCAGACGGGAGGGCAUCUGACACACACGGGGAGGGCAUCUGACACACACGGGGAGGGCAUCUGACACACACGGGGAGGGCAUCUGACACACACGGGAACAUUUCAGAACAUUUUGUAGACGUUUAAACUACAGGGUCAGCAGCUUUUACACAAAAUAAAACCACAAUGUUGACACUUAAUAUAUUAGAUGGUCUCCGGUCUCUGGUCGGGUCUCUGGUCGGGUCUCUGGUCCGGGUCUCUGGUCCGGGUCUCUGGUCCGGGUCUCUGGUCCUGGUCUUGCUCUACAUGUUAGUCCAUGAGUUAUUUUAAAGACUGUGUUUAUAUUAUUUUAGUUUGAGUUUUAUUAUUGUAAUAAACAGAUCGGGUUUGUAAAGA
Messenger RNA from Boleophthalmus pectinirostris (great blue-spotted mudskipper), 1613 nucleotides. It is a transcript of the gene zmat2, whose product is annotated as zinc finger, matrin-type 2. Bases 48 to 659 code for a protein of 203 amino acids. Gene Ontology annotation, biological process: mRNA splicing, via spliceosome. The transcript is spliced from 6 exons. Lineage: Eukaryota; Metazoa; Chordata; Actinopteri; Gobiiformes; Gobiidae. Gene Ontology annotation, molecular function: nucleic acid binding; zinc ion binding. Gene Ontology annotation, cellular component: U4/U6 x U5 tri-snRNP complex; spliceosomal complex. The record is from RefSeq and is a predicted model, not a curated record.